Eruca vesicaria subsp. sativa (arugula) is the source of this 3459-nucleotide messenger RNA. The record is from the annotation of a GenBank genome assembly. Lineage: Eukaryota; Viridiplantae; Streptophyta; Magnoliopsida; Brassicales; Brassicaceae.
GUCAUCGCCUCCUUCGUUUCGAAAUCCUAAAUUCGAUAAAUCUCUCUCCCUCUCUCUCGCUCUUAGGGUUGUAUCCAUGAAAGAGGUCAAAGAAGAGACGGCGAUGGAGGAGAACCAACGAGUCAUGGAGAAGACGAUCCCCGUCUUCACUGUGCUUAAAAACGGCGCGAUUCUCAAAAACAUAUUCGUCGUCAACAACAGUCCCGAUUCCUUUCCGCCGGAGGUAGAGAAGGAGGAGAUUCUCCUCGUCGGUCGGCAUCCAGAUUGCGAUAUUCUCCUAACGCAUCCAAGCAUCAGCAGAUUCCACUUGCAGAUCCGCUCUCUCCCCUCUCGCCAGCAACUCUUCGUCACCGAUCUCUCCUCUGUUCAUGGGACGUGGGUUAGGGAUCAGAAAGUUGAGGCAGAUGCUUGUGUUGAGGUGAAGGAAGGUGAUGUUAUUAGGAUUGGUGGUUCAACUAGGAUCUAUAAGCUGCAUUGGAUUCCACUGAGCCGUGCCUAUGAUACCGACAAUCCAUUUGUUUCACCAUCUAUACCGAUGGAACAAGAUGAAGAGAAUAGAAUACUUGAAGCAGAAGAAAAUAUAGUGGUUAAACAUCAGUCACUAGCGGAUACUGCUGCGUCAGGUGAUGAUGGAGAUGGACAUUUGAAUGUGACGUCUGAAGGAAGUGGUUCAUCAGUCCCUAGUGAGGAUGAGGAUACAUAUAAUACAACAAGGGAGGUUUUGUUGCAAGUUGCACCUUCAAGUGUUUCGUCACUACCUAGAGAUUCUGUUUAUACAGAAGAGAUUCAAUCCAAUGAAGAUUUGCAGACUUCAUCAAAGUGGGAGUUGGAUGUUGAAGAAGCUGCAGCUGAAAUGCCAGUUAGCAGCUGCGGUUCAAGGAAGCAACAGAGUGAUAGCUACCAGGAGGCCUUGGCUUGUUCUGAACCUGAAGCUCCUGCAGGGGAUGAUGAAUGGGAUGUCAGAGGAGACGGUGGUCUGCUUCUGGAUGUGAUGUCAGAGAUGAUAGAGUCAUCAGUCCCUGAUGGGGAGGAGGAUCCAUAUCUAGAUCUAAAGGAGACUUCAUCGCUUCCACUCCCACAAGAUUCCACUGAGACAGAAGUUCUACAGCUCACGGAUGUUGUCCAGGCUUCACCAGAGUUGACUGUAAAUAUUAUAGAAGCCAACACAGAAAACUCAAGUAGCUGCAUCUUUGAAGACUCAGGUUGUGCUUAUUUUGAAUUGGCUACAGAGGCUGACACUUUGAGCCUUUGUCAAGAAGUCUGUGGUGAAAAUGAGUGUGACGCCAAGCAAGUGAUGGAAGUAUAUGCUGAACCAAUAACUGAGGCUGAAAAUCAGAUUCACGUAGACAAUGGAGUUACUGAGGUCUCUAGGCCAGUUAUUGAAGUAUUUUCCUCUCCUCAAAAUAAGCCAAAGUUAAUAGCAGAUGCCCGAGGCCACCUAGACUCUGAAGUAGCUUUGGAGACUAAUAGUCAGAACCUACAUAAAGAAAGCAACAGAGAGACAAGGAUCAGUUCAAGCGAAGUCAGUAUAGUAUCUAAUUGUUUGUGCGCUGGCAAGACAGAAGAUAUCCAAGGUCUUUGGUCGAGUUGGCAGUUACUUCCCGAGAGUGAACUCGGGGAUCCAUCUGAGAUCUUGAGUGAAGUGAACCUUGCAGGAGAUGAGAACAAAAUAUCAGCAAUGAGCAGAGAGACUGAAGAAUCCAAAACAGAAAUGUCAUUUGGAUCUGGGAAAUCUUGCAGCCUAAGUGAAACAGAGGGAGAAGGAAAUACUGAUAAGGAUGAUACAAAACCGACUGAAAAACUGCCUUCUGAUUGUACUGGAAGUCAAGAAAACCAGAGCCCCCAAAAACCAGCUGAUAGAUAUGAAGUACUGUCUGAGAUGGAUAGCUCAAGAAGCUCCUCGAGAACAUUGAGUACAAGCAAUAUUUGGUCUAGGAGGGGGAAAGCUGCUUCUGUUCUUCAGGUCCGGACCAACAAGAGUGAAGGAAAGCAAAAACAGAUUGGGAAACCAAAAGCCCAGUUGCAGAGGAAACAGGCUCUAAGUGAUAAGCCUAUUCAUCUGGAACUAGAACAAGAGGUCUUUACUCCUGACAAGGAGAAUCUGACCCUAAGCAAGAGCUCUUCAAAGGUUUCUGGCAAACCAAGCUCGUCCAAGAUUCCUUCCAGUAUUAUUGUUGCUUCAGCGGCAUUCACAGAACCAGAAAUCUUUACCCCAGAUAAGGAGAAUCUUACUCCAAACUCUCAUAUGCUAAAACGCUUGCAAGAAGUUGGUGAUAUUAAGGAUACUAAAGGUUCCUCCUCUAAGGCAAUGCGUAAACCAUUCUUUGAUGUUCAUGUGGAAGAAAACGUGAAACAAGAUGUUCACUGCAUGAGCAGCAGCUCAAAGGUAGCGCAUGAGCCAGUGGCACCAAAGAAGAAAGCUGAACGAACACCUUUUCAACCGCUGCUUGACAAAACUUCGUCCCAGAAGCAAUCAUACACCGACUCUUUUUCUACUGCAGCAGCACGAAACAACAUUUCUGGGGGCGUUCGUUCGUCUUCUAACCUUUCUGAUGGUAAGAACAAGAUGAAAUGGAUCAUUGUGUUGGACACUUCUUCCCUCCUCAACAAGGAAUCUAGGAAGGGAUUGAACCUACUACAAGGUCUCAAGGGGACACACAUGGUGGUACCAAGAACAGUGUUAAGGGAACUAAAUGAGAAGAAACGAGCUCGCUGUCUUCUGUUUGGAAGAACGGCAGAGAUGGCUUCCUCAGCUCUGGACUGGAUCGAAGAAUGUAAAGUUAAUACCAAAUGGUGGAUUCAACUCCAAAGCCCAUCAGAGGAAACUAAAGCUACUGCACCAACACCACCAGUCACUCCUCAGUCAAAGGGAUCUGCAUUUCCGUUUUCACUUGACUGGAAUAGUUAUGCACCGGUGAUCGAUUCUCCGACAUCAGAAGAUCAAGUUCUCGAAUGUGCACUUCUUUACAGAAACCGUAACAUAGAUGAAAAAGUCAUUCUUCUUAGCCACGAUGUAACUCUCAAGAUCAAAGCCAUGGCAGAGGGUGUAAUUUGCGAGACGGCAAAUGAGUUCUACGAGAGUCUGAAGAAUCCGUUUUCGGAGAGGUUUAUGUGGCCAGAGAGUGUGCCGAGAGGAAGGACUUGGAGUCAAGCAGACGACACCGUGUUGGGAGAAGGGUACGACAACAGAAAGCUAACGUUCAAGGGAGGAAGAAGAGGAGAGAGUGGUGCAACAGCAGCAAAAGGCUUGAAGCUCAUACUGCUCCAUAACUCUCACUAUGGUCACAUUCGUUGAUGCAUAUCUUUUUUGCGUUAGCAAAUUUCAUGUAAGCCAAACCAAUUCGACUCUGCUUACAUAUGGGAUAAUCUCUUCUUAGAGUAAUGACAUUUUCAUAUCAUCAUGACUUUUCCUUGUUGUGGAACUACAUUGGUCUUGGUCUUCCAGCUAUUGGAUUAAUC